Messenger RNA from Notolabrus celidotus (New Zealand spotty), 6055 nucleotides. RefSeq names its product SHC (Src homology 2 domain containing) transforming protein 3 (gene shc3). Gene Ontology annotation, biological process: cell surface receptor protein tyrosine kinase signaling pathway; intracellular signal transduction. The record is from RefSeq and is a predicted model, not a curated record. Lineage: Eukaryota; Metazoa; Chordata; Actinopteri; Labriformes; Labridae. The coding region runs from base 2172 to 4181 and encodes 669 amino acids. The transcript has 14 exons. Gene Ontology annotation, molecular function: receptor tyrosine kinase binding. Gene Ontology annotation, cellular component: plasma membrane.
AACACUUAGGGGAGGGUCUUACUAUUUCGCGCGUAAAACUCGGCACGUCGUGUUUUACUGACCAGUCUCAGAACCGGAAUAACACAACGUCCUCGUGUUGCUCAACAGAGCAGACACAAUAAAUAUCGGCAUGUAAAGUGUUUUCAGAGCCGCAGUUUUCCUGUAUAACGUGACACAUUGUAACUGUCGGCCUUAUGUGGCCUACAAAGCACACCAAACUACUGAAGCCUGGCCCUUGUGUCAGUGCUGUCGUUGCCAGCAGGUACAGGGCGGUGGAGAGAAAAACAAAAUGUACACCUGCUUCUGGAAUGGUCUCUUCCACUAUUCUGCAAGCCUCCCCUGAAUGAGUCAUCCAGCCGGCUCCUCAUUGGAUAAGACCAUGCCAUCCCAAGGGAUUGCCUUGCAGAGGCAGAAAGGCCUUGCUUCCAUUCACAGAAACAUUGGCAGGAAAGAGAGAGAUGUUGGGAGGGACUGCAGUGCGAAAUCUGCGGCAGAGUGAGAGCGGAAGCUGCUUAUGAAUGAGUGUCAGUCUUUGAGCUUUCGCUAGACGCUCCUGAGGACAUUUUUUACAUGAAUGGUGUCCGGCUGUUUGCUUUCCGCUACCGUGGAGACAAAGAUGCUUCAUUGCUGCUGGUUUUAAGAGACUCGUGGGCUUUUUUUUUUUCUCCCUGUCAUCCCUCCGGUUGUUUGGUUGACUCAUCCGCCUGAGAAGCAUGUCAUUCAUGUUGCGUUUGUUUGAGUUGUAUCGUCUGUGCAGUUCAAACUGGACAAAUAGCUUGAUAUUAUAGACAAGCUUUCAGAUUUGGUACAAAUGAUUUAACACCAUUUUGUAUUCUUUAUUACAGAAUACUGUUUGACUCAUAGUGCUUCUGUUGACAAUUCAUCUUUAGGGAAAAAAUUGCUUUAUUCAAUGUUUACAUUGAUUCCUGAUUAUGAAGAUUUGUGCAGAAACAUCCCUGGAUUAACCAGUCAUAGUUUUUUAAAGGUAAAUGACAGCGAGCACGGGUUCUGCAGUUAUUUUAAAUGAACAUGGACAAUAUAUUUGUUAUGUCACAUACGGCUAAAAUGCUAUGGUAUUGUUGCUUUCAGUGAUCAAGAGAUUUCUUUUGCAUCCUUAAAGAAAAAUGACGUCUUUUGAAACCUUUAAUUCUUGAAUCAAAGAGAAGAUUUCUGCAGGCGCUUGUAUUGUAGCUUUUAAAUGGAUUCUUGUUAUCAUUAGGUUUUAAUUUAUUUUCAUCUUUGUGGUUAGUUUAUCACGUGCGUCAUCCAUUUAGCACAACUUUUCAUCACCUCAUCCACUUUCUGACAUGACUUCCAAGAAUAAUUAUGAAUGAUUUUGUUACCACGUUAAAUUAUCAAGCUUCCUCUCAUCCUUCAUUUCCUUUUCUCGAAAAAACAAAUGAGACUUAGGAGAAUCACAGAGAAUAAAUAUCAGACUGGGGAGUUUAAAAAAUUGAUUGGUCCUGUUGUGCUGUAAGUGGGAGUUUUUUUUUUCUCUCCCUCCGACAGGAAGUGAUUUGCAGUGUUCGGCAAGCCUUUUGUUGAGAAGGUUUUCUCAGAUCAGUGAGUCAUGCUUUAGCUCGGAGCCGGCAGGCAGGCAGGCAGGCAGUCAGCAGAGAGUGUUUGCUCUUCCCUCGCAGUAUCAUCGACAACAUAGACCUUUUUGUCUUCUUUCACUUUUUGGAUUUUUGAAUCUAGAAAUCAGCAGCAGCAUCAUCCCCACCGCUGGAAACCAAACAAGCUGCACCACCACACUGGCAGCCUUUUAGAGACCUUUUUCUCUCCAUCACCCUCCUCCUUCUCCUCCUCUGCCUCUCUGCUGUGCUGUUUUUCCAUGGAUUGUGUCUGUAUAUUUCCCUCUGACGGAUUGGAUUGCAGCUCUGGAUUUCAUUGACAGCACAUUGGACUUUGGCGACAGCAGCAGCAGCAGCAGCAGCAGCAGCAGCAGCAGCUCAACACAACCAGCACUGUAACCUCAAUAGAGAAAAUUACAGUCAGGUGGCCUGUGAUUUGCUGAAAGGCGUUUGCUGCCUGUGCCGCCGCUGCUAUGUUACAGGAGAGGGUAAUCAGCACGGCUCAGCCACGUCUGCCAGCACGCUUGUGAACGAGGCAGGCUGUGCGUGUCGCUUGGCGGAGAGAGGGGUCGGGAGAGCAAAAGAGAGGAGAAGGGUAUGCUUCACCGUACCAAAUACAACCGCUUCAGGAAUGAGUCAGUGACAUCUGUCGAUGAGCUUCUCCACGGCCUGUCCAUGAACCCCAAGGUCUCGGCCAACCCCCAGUCUACAGCCGAGACGUCCUACACACCCCCGACUGAGGUCCAGCCCUCCUCCGCUAGCACCACUGCUUCUUCCAGCUCUGCCAGCGACCACCUGGAAGAUGGAGGCACCACCCUCUGCACCCUCAUCAACAAGGUGUCCAACCUGAAAUUCAGCAACUCAGGCAGCCUGCUGGGCAUUAAAGGUCUGCCCUCGGCCGUCAAGGACCUGGCUGUGUCUAAGCUGCAGGUGGGUGGGGGAUCGGGCUCAGGCGGCUCCAGUGGCUCGAGCCCCAGUGCAGCAGCUACAGCAGCCUCUGGUGUGGGCGGCUCUCUGUGCAGCUCCCAUUCAACCCCCUGCUCGCAGCUAGAGCCGGCCGUCAGCAUGAGCAAGAAGAGCAGGCUGGAUGAGCACCAGCUGGGCAGAGAGGACUGGAACCCGGGUGGUGGAGGAGGAGGAGGACUGGUGAGCAAACCCUCCAGAGGUUGGCUACACUCAAGUGAGAAGAUCUCUGGACCAGGAGUGACAUACGUUGUAAAGUAUCUGGGCUGUAUAGAAGUCCUACGGUCGAUGAGAUCCUUGGAUUUCACCACGAGAUCACAAAUCACAAGGGAAGCCAUCAGCCUGGUGUGUGAAGCUGUUCCAGGGACCAAAGGAGCACUGCGGAAGAGAAAGCCACCGUCCAAAGCUCUGUCCAGUAUCCUGGGGAAGAGUAACCUGCAGUUCGCUGGCAUGUCCAUUAACCUGAAUAUCUCCACCAGUAGCCUCAACCUGAUGACUCCUGAUGGCAAACAGAUCAUAGCCAACCAUCACAUGCAGUCCAUCUCCUUUGCAUCAGGUGGAGACCCUGAAACCACAGAUUAUGUUGCUUAUGUAGCAAAGGAUCCUGUAAACAGAAGAGCGUGCCACAUUCUGGAGUGCGCUGACGGCCUGGCCCAGGAUGUCAUCAGCACCAUCGGCCAGGCCUUUGACCUCCGCUUCCAGCAGUACUUGCAGUGUCCCUCAAGCAAAUUGUCCUCCACACAUGACAGGGUAUUAAACAUGGAGGAGUUACCAUGGACAGAGGAAGAGGAGGAGUCAGCUGAGCAUCCUUACUAUAACAACAUCCCUGGAAAGAUGCCACCGCCAGGAGGCUUUAUUGAUGCACGGCUGACCAAUCAGAAUGCAGCUCCAGAUGGAUGCCAGAUGGGCCCUGGUUCAGUAGAUCAGACGUAUUACCAGGGGCGGCACUGUGGAGAAAGCUGGGGAGAUGAAAGAAAGGCCAUUUUCAUACAACAGGGAUCAUUCGAUAUAAGCUGUCUGCCUGAGAGUAAAGGCCAGACCCCCAAAACAGGAGAGAUGCCUGCGUACGUGAACACUCAGCAGAUCGACGCCCAGGUGCUCGCUGCGCUCCAGGCAGAGGCUGAGAAUGUGACUAAGGGGAUGGCAGCUGCAGCCAAAGAGAGCCCACAGAAGGACCUAUUUGACAUGAAACCCUUUGAGGAUGCCAUUCAGUCGCAGUCCCACCCACCUUGCCAGGGACAAGUCCAGUCCCAGGUUUCUGGUCUCCAAAAGGCAGCAUCUGUGGACAACUCCAGCCCUCUUCUCGUGCGCUCACUGGCCUUACGAGCACAGGAGGAGCUGGAGGGACAGACGUGGUACCACGGCAAAAUGAGCCGCCGGGACGCUGAAAAACUGCUGAAAGAGGACGGGGACUUCCUGGUUCGUAAAAGUACGACCAACCCAGGGUCUUACGUACUGACGGGCAUGCACAAUGGACUCGCCAAACACCUGCUGCUGGUGGACCCUGAGGGCACGGUACGGACAAAAGAUCAUAUAUUUGACAGCAUUAGCCAUCUAAUUGGCCACCACCGUGACAACAAUCUGCCCAUUGUGUCUGCGGGGAGUGAACUGUGUCUCCUACAGCCCGUUGGAAGGAAACAGUGAUUCUCGCAAAGCCUGGGGGGAAACAGGAAGCUCUGGACAGUCAUUCCUACCAUCCUGAAACUUGAAGAUGAAACACAGAGAAUCGAUGCUAAAAGGCUCGUUGCACUGACGGUGUUUUGGGGAAAAAUUGGCCCGUGGUUACUUUACUGGAGGCACUGGAAGAUGCAAGAUGUGUUUAAGAUAAAAAAAUAUUUAUAGAACUGUUAUUAUUUUGUUGUGAUGACUGAAAUGCUAUAUUUUUGAGAAGACAUAGGUGUAUUUGGACAUAAUAUCUUGAUUUGGUGUUUUAAAAGAUUAAAAGAGACAAUUGUUCUUGUAGUUUAGAUGAAGUGCAAAUCAAACCUCAAAGAGGUGUUAACAAGAGUAUUUUAGAAUAAAACCUGAAAUUUUAGUUUUGUCUGUCAAGCACAACCACAUUUCUACAGGAAGAGUUGGCUAAGAGAUUGAGGAAACAAAAACAAAAGCUGUUUAUAAGGAAUUACUUUCAGAAAAUGUCCUUUAAUCUCACCAAUAGCGUGACAGCUCACUCAAUUAGUCUCUAUAUGAAACCUGCUUUUAUUGGGGGUUAGAUCUGAAUGUGUUUUGCUUUGCAGUAGUCACAAAGUGUCAGGGUGCGAGCUGACAUCCUCCAUAGUGCUGUCAAUGGCUUUAAAGAUUUUUUAUGAAGUAUUUUCUCGUGUCACUGCAGUCGCAUGACUUAAAAUCAACUGUUCUUGUGGACAUUGUUCGUAGACCUUGAUACCCCUUUAUUUGAAAGAGGUGCUUGUGUAUGCUGACACUGUAAAAUAUUUAUGCUUUCAACCAGUGAUUAUUUCUGAAUUGGUUUGAUCUGGAUUCUUCUUUUCAAUGUGCAGUCGAUGGUUAGUUUUGGGGGCUUGAGUCAUGCAAUGGAUAUUUAUCAGCCGUUUUUUUGGUUGACUUUAAAACUUUUAUCAUUUGAAUCAUCACGAAUGAGCACAAUCAGAAAAUUCGAACAUGUGUGUCACUUGAACAAAGAUGAAUUUAAAAUGUGUUGAAGUGGUUGCUUACAGUAAAAUUGGACGACUGAGUUUAUCAACACAGAAUAUCUAUUUGACCACCUUCACUUAUAGAUGUUGAACAAAAAGAUUUAAUUUCUUACAGUGUGAAUAUUAUGACAGUACCACUGUUUUGCCACUAGAUGUCCUCAUAGAAAUGCAUGGAACCCCCCUCAGUCGUACUCACUUUAAUUCUCUUGUGUUCGGAGUAGAGAGGGAUGCCGGCUGUGUGUUGCUUUACAGUACAGAAGAAAAUACAAACUGUCAAAAAGCGAUUUUCCAACCGUUUAUAAAGUUAAUUCACAUUCCACUGCACCAAUCAGAACACUUUGCUGUAUUUAGGUUAUGCUCACCACUUUUUGUAGAGUAGGAAUCAAACAUUUAAAACAGCUUCUAAAAAUAGAACUUAAAAAAAAAAAUGCUCUCAUCUUUACUAUUGUCAGUACUCUGAUGGAUACCAAAUGAAUAGGGCAUUGUAUUUGAUAUGCACUGGACCACUUCAAUUGAACCAAAAUCAGCAUGUGUUCAAUGAGUUUGAUGAGACAGAUGCAAUGUAAUAUAACGUGCCUGUAUUUUGCUGCAAGAGGGAGUGUACAUACAUCUCACAGUUUCUACAUAUUUUUAGCAAAAACCAGUGUUGACAUUGUUUUGAACAUACCCCUUGUUAUGGUUUCUUUAUUUCUUGUGUCCCUUUCAGCAGAGUGCAUAAAGAGAAAGUGCCAAAACGAUUGGCACAAAGGAUCACUGAGAGGGCGCCCACCUGCCAUUGAUUUUGACUGUAUCUAAUUCUUUAUGACAUCAUUUCAUCAAAUGUAAUAUCCUUGAAGAGGGAAUAAAGACUUAAAUCUUUAACAAGCA